AUGCCAUCCCGCGAUCAAAUCCACUACUUCGGUGCCGGCCCCGCGCCUCUGCCAACGCCAGUGCUGGAAGAAGCCUCCAAAGUCCUCCUCAACUACAACGACUCUGGCGUGGGCAUCACCGAAAUCUCCCACCGCAGUGCAGACGCCAACGCCAUCCUCGCCGCGACUCAACAAGCUUUGCGUCAAUUGCUCGACAUCCCCGAGUCAGAUGGUCCGGAUGGCUACCAGAUCCUCUUCCUCCAGGGUGGCGGCAGUGGGGAGUUCAGUGCGGUCGUCUUGAACAUGGUCAGCGCCUGGGUGGGCGGGAAGUUGAAGGAGGUCGGCGGCGAUGAGGCCAAGCUGGCGGAAGUGGUGAAGAACCAGCUCAAGUUGGACUACUUCGUCACUGGAUCCUGGUCCCUCAAAGCCUCCCAAGAAGCCGCCAGACUCGUCGGAGGCGAGCACGUCAACAUCGUGACAGACUCCAGAAAACACCGCGACGGCAAGUUCGGCGUCAUCCCAGUGCAAUCCACCUGGACCGCCACCGCAGACAACGCCUCAACCGCCCUGACAUACUACUGCGACAACGAAACCGUCGAUGGGGUGGAAUUCCAAUCCACGCCCACAGGCCACAACCUCGUCGCGGACAUGAGCUCCAACUUCCUCUCCCGCCCCGUCGAAGUCUCCAAACACGCCGCCAUCUUCGGCGGCGCGCAGAAGAACGUCGGCACCACGGGCAUCACCAUCGCCAUCAUCUCCAACCGCAUCCUCCCUCCCCACGCCGAACUCGCCAAGCCAGAACUCCUCCGCAAGCUGGGCCUACCCGUCGGACCCGUCGUGCUGGACUGGCCCACCAUCGCCAAGAACAACAGCCUGUACAACACCCUCCCCAUCUUCGACGUCUGGAUCGCAGGCAAAGUCAUGGAGCGUCUGUUGCAGAUCCAUCCUACCUCUUCCGGGCCCAAGAUCGCCGGCCAGCAGGCUGAGAGUGAUAAGAAGUCGCAAUUGCUGUACUCGACUCUCGACAGCAAUAGCAAUGUCUACCACGUCGUACCUGAUAAGAGCGUCCGCAGCAGGAUGAACAUCUGCUUCCGUGUCAAGGGUGGAGACGAUGCUGCUGAGAAGGCCUUUUUGAAGGGUGCUGAGGAGAGGGGUCUGCUGGGGUUGAAGGGGCACCGCAGUGUUGGUGGUAUUCGUAUCAGCAAUUACAAUGCUGUGCCUGUGGCGGCCGCGGAGAAGUUGGCGAAAUAUUUGCAGGACUAUGCCAAGCAGGCGUAA
Messenger RNA from Zasmidium cellare ATCC 36951, 1257 nucleotides. RefSeq lists its product as uncharacterized. Gene Ontology annotation, molecular function: O-phospho-L-serine:2-oxoglutarate transaminase activity; pyridoxal phosphate binding. The transcript has a single exon. Gene Ontology annotation, biological process: L-serine biosynthetic process. The record is from RefSeq and is a predicted model, not a curated record. Bases 1 to 1257 code for a protein of 418 amino acids. Gene Ontology annotation, cellular component: cytoplasm. NCBI's taxonomy places the organism in Eukaryota, Fungi, Ascomycota, Dothideomycetes, Mycosphaerellales, Mycosphaerellaceae.